AUGUCAUACUCACCAAUUGACCUUUUGAGAACUCUUUUGGAGACGGAGAAGGGAGAGAAUGAUAAGUUGAUUGAGAUUCUCGGAUUAGUCAAGCCAUCGAAGGGGACCACCUCCACGCUAAACUCGAUUAUUCGGGGUUUAUUCACCAAGAAUAGCAAGUUGUUGGCUCUACUCAACGAGCACUUGAGGUUCCAAUAUGCAACAAGCUCAGAAGAGAUUGAAGUGUUCAAGAGCUUUAUUAAUAGGUUUAUUAUUUGGUUUGAGAGCGAUGCGCUAAUCUUGUUUGAGAAGUACUUGUCUCAGUUGCCCACCACCUCCAAUUCCAAUAAGAAGAAAUUCGGGCAACCAAUCCUUCAUUGUAACGAUUAUAUAGAGUUCAUUGAAUACAGUGUCAACUCUCCAUUUUUGAGGAACCCUUUCAUCGUUGACAAACUUCAACAGAUUAGUAAAAGCUUACGAGCCUUCAUCGAAUCUUACGAGAGUUUGUCCUACCAGCAAAACUUGAAUAACAUCAGUUUCGACGACGUUAAGUUGUUUGCAGACGAAAAUUCAAAGAAAGCUGCUUCUAAGUUCAUAAAGAAUCCAUCUCAGGUAGACGCUUUCCAAAAAGUAAGCUCAUACUUCAAAAUUGAUCAAAUCAUCGAAAGGUCGAAGAAUGCCAAGUUCUACAUGAAGAAGCUGCCCGACACAACAGUAGAUGUCGAAUUGAUCUGCUUGAAUUUGGCCCGUCAUUUUGAGAAAGACUGCAAUGCUUUCGACGCUUUGGCCUUACUUUCAAGACCAAGUGACGAGAACCAAUCUAGAACAUUGAUCUAUCCACCAUUCAGAAUCAAUGAAUUGUCUAUAAGCUACAGAAAUAAAAGUAACGAGCUUGUAUUCAAAGUGAUAGACUUUGCCGCCAAGAAUGAGCAAUUGGAGAACUGCUCCAUUGUCAUAGGCGGAGAAGAGAGCUUGAUAGAAUGGUAUAAAAAAUUGAAGACUAUUUUCCCAUGCAAUGAAGUAUUCCACCGUCCUGUGUUGAUUCAAUCUGGAUCACAAGUUUCCGCUUCUGGACUUGGAAUUAAUGUGGUCAGUAGCGGAAGCAGCAGCAGCAGCUCCACAAUAGGAAAUGCAGAGGAGAUUAAUGAUGUUUCACCACCUCGUUCAAAGUCGUCUCUUGUUGACAAACCUACGAUACUGCCAUUGAGUAGAUUACAACAACAAUUCCAAAAGCCACAACUGGUGACCGCUGCUGGUGACAUGAGUAGUAAAGUGAGUAGCCAUGGAUCGGCUACAUCAUUACUUCUCGAUGAAUAUGAAGAUGACGAAGACGAAGAAAAUGAUAUGACUAUAAACAAGAAUUUGGAAACUUUAGACUUGUUACCACCUUCUAUUGGACCAUACCAAAACCAAAGUUUAUCAAACAGUGCUAUUUCUGUUCUGUCUUCUCAAUCUUCAUACACUAAACACAAUCCUCCACCUGCUAUAAGAAUCACAGAUUCUUCAAGUCUGAGAAAGAGCUCACACUCUAGUACACGUUAUGAGCAACUUGUUACUGAACUCACAAACACAUCCGAUCAACUGUCACAUGUUGUUAAAUCUAUUAAGAGGAACACCAUAGAUUUCGAAAACUCUAGCCCCUCAGAAGAAGAAAGACCAAAGUCCUAUAGGGCAGAAAUGUGUGAUGAUCAUAGUAUUGCUUCCAAUUCCAAAGAGAAGAAGCAAACUAAGAACAAAUCACUUCUUGCAAAUUAUCAAUCUUCAAACCAAAGCAAGUUCUCCUCGGUUCCUAAUUUGAAUGAUAGUAAACCAAAAGCCAAGAUGUAUGAAGUGAGUACCUCAUCAGCUAUUGAUAUUUCCAACUUUGGUAAAGGCUAUAACCCCUCUUUCAGUAUACCCAAGGGCUUAAAUGAAUUAUUGAAAGAAGAACAAGAGCCAGCCCAACAUUCUUCAACUUCUCCAGUUAAGACCAAAAAAUCAUUGUUUGGAAUAUUUAAGAAGAAGAAGAACAGCAGCAACACAACAUUAGUAGCUAGUGACGACACUAACAAGAGUAAGGAGGGACAGAAGUCUUCUAUUCCUAAAAGUCUCUCCAUUGAAACUACUUUAAAUGAACCAACGAAACUUGAGGCUUCACCCAUCGAAGCUCCCCGUGGAAUUUCAACUGUUGAGAGCUCUCAAAUUUCCAAAUCUUCACCCUCAGCCUCCACAGUACCUUCUGCAUUUGCUUUGCCAUCUUCAACCUCGAUGUAUUUCUUCAAACCACAUUCAACCACUUCAGUCAAUAGUAAGAAUGCUGUUAAAUAUCUCCCUGAUGAGGAAGACUUAGUUGUUCCACAAGAACUCAAAGAUGCUAUCAAUGAUGAUGAAUCUAUUGAUUUCUAUAUUUCUACUUCGUCACCAAAGGCAUUGAUUCUUUCUAAAUGGAAACCAAAGUAUGGCAAAUGGGAAAUGAUUACUGCUAAUGAGAAUGUAUUUGUAAAAAUUGUUGUUAAUUACAACUCAAAUAGGAGUUGGCUUGUUUUCUUCAAAGAGGAACAAGAUGACGAAGCUGAAGAAGAGGGAGAAGUCUACGAUAAACCUAUUUUGUUGCUUGACUUAUCUGACGAGACUGCUACGAAGUGUAAUGCUUUAGACUGUCAAAUCACUACUAUCAAUUCAAUUACAGAAGAGAAAAUGACUGUAAUGAUUAGAUGUAACUCUAACUCUUUAUUGAGAGAGAUUACUGGCAACAUUGAUAAUAUGAUUGGUGUUUUAGGAUUCAAAGGUAUCGAAUCUCGUGGCCCAACACCAAGCCAUUCAGAAUUUCAACUGCCAGAAACUACCAAUGGAGUUUCCAAAUCAUUAUUAUCUUCAAGUACUAUUACCUCUUCAAUUAUGGAUAACGCUACUAUUCCAUUCAACCAAUCUUCAACUUAUUCAUCAGUCAACUCGAACAUGAACAGCAAUACUUUCCCUAAGCCAACUCAAUCUUCUUACGCUUUGGAUACCAUCAAGGACUACGACCAUAUCAGUAUUUUGAACAAUCCUGAGAAUACCAAAGUUUUGCUCUUACACAGUAUGAAGAUUAGAUUGCAGAAGAAUUUGGAGUCUUACUCUCAAAUUCAUAAUCCAUCUUCCUGGAAAAUCCUUUCAAUGAACAACUUGAGUAUUUACAUGAUAUCUGACGUCAUAACAAAUGCUCAUUAUUAUAAUUUAGUUGUUGAAGGCACUGAAAAUUACAACUGGCUCAUUAAUAAGGAAGAGAAGUUUAAUGUGAUUGAAAAGAUUGGAAAGGCAGGAAUGGUGUUGAAAUUUGCAGAAGACGAGAUUUUCUUGAUUGAAUGUAAGGGUAAGAAGGAGUUUAAGACUCUUUUCGAAUUGUUCUAA
Messenger RNA from Dujonia railenensis, 3348 nucleotides. Lineage: Eukaryota; Fungi; Ascomycota; Pichiomycetes; Serinales; Debaryomycetaceae. The record is from the annotation of a GenBank genome assembly.